CUUACGUAGGUCAGUUACCGCCCGACCGCAGGGGAGCAUGGCUGCGUCAAAAGUUUUACCGCGAUCUCGCAUUCUCUGUUUACAUGCGCUAUAAAUCGUAGUUUAUACAAUAAAUAAACUUUACAAUAUUGACUACAAAGUAAUUUAAAGUUUAAAUAUAGACUAUCAGUGACAAAUAAAGGACAAAUGAACUAUUUUAUUGUGACAAUAUGACCAGAAACUUAAGUGAAAUGAUUUUGUUAAAAGUUUGGAUGUGUUUGCUUGUAGUGGUCGGUGCGCGCGCACGUUCCGCACCGCCCGCCCCCAACGGCUGUCAGUGGGACUAUUCGGAUGCAAAGUUGAGUGAAUCUAACUUUCUCACGUGUAACAUCAAAACCAUAGGUUCCGCUGACUUUUUGUUUAAAAAUAUUACCACUGCGCAGGCGUAUAACAUCAACAAGUUGAAAUUGACAUGUACAGACUUACUUUUCUUCGAGAGUUCAUUGCACAUGAAUACAGGCAGUUUUUUGGGACAGCUGAGAAAACUAGAGGACCUGCGCAUUGAAUACUGCAAAAUUCGCUAUGUACCGGCCACUGUUUUAUCUCCACUUCGUGAUUUAACUAGUUUGACCUUGCGCUCAUAUAACACAGAUUGGCCUGCAAUGACCAUGGAGUUUCAUGCUGAAAGUUUUCGUGGUUUGAUGGAACUACGCACUUUGGAUUUAGGCGAUAACAAUAUUUACAUGCUACCUUCUGAAGUAUUCUGUCCACUCUUCAGUUUGGAAUCACUUAAUCUAACAAACAAUCGAAUUCAAGAUAUAUCCGAUAUCGGCUUUUCUGAUUGGGGUAAAGGACCAAUCGCACCAGGUAAAUCAUGCAACACUGGAUUAAAGAUGCUUGAUUUAUCUAAUAACAAUAUUUUAAGAUUACCUGAUAAUGGGUUAUCCAGCCUCAGAUCCUUAGAAGUGCUGAAUAUUCAAAACAACUUAAUAAAUGAAAUAGGAGACAGAGCCUUUGUCGGACUAAAUUCUUUGAGAAUCUUAAACUUAUCGGGAAAUAAGUUAGUCGCCGUUCCUCCAGAACUAUUUCAAUCGUCGAGAGUUAUAAAGGAAAUCUCGUUAGCGAACAACUCAUUGUCUGUUUUGGCUCCAGGAUUAUUAGAAGGACUAGAUCAACUAGAAAAAUUGGAUUUAUCUAGAAAUCGACUUACUAAUGACUGGGUCAACCGUGACACAUUUGCUGGGUUAAUUAGAUUAGUUAUUUUAAAUCUAUCAUAUAACUCAUUAAUUCGAUUAGAUCCAAAGUCAUUUCAAGAUUUAAAUAAUUUGCAAGUCUUAAAUUUAGAUAAUAAUGCUAUUGAAAUAAUUAGUAAUGGCGCCUUUGCAGAGCUUAGAAAUUUGCAUCAGUUGUCAAUAUCAGACAACAAAAUUAAGGCACUCAAUGAAAAUAUUUUUUCAAAUUUGUUUGUUUUAAAUCAACUCUAUUUGGACAAUAAUCGAAUCGCAACAAUUCACGAUCGUUGCUUCGAAAAUAUCACUUAUUUACAAGAUCUAGGCCUAAAUGGUAAUAAUUUAAAUACGAUUCCUGAUGGUAUUAAGAGACUUAGAUUUUUGAAAACCCUCGACAUUGGCAAAAAUAACAUAACAAAAAUAUAUAAUGUAUCUUUUGAGGGCUUAGAAGAACUUUAUGGAUUACGUCUUGUUGAUAAUUAUAUUUCAAGUAUACCAAAGGAUACUUUCAGUACUUUACCAUCACUACAAGUUCUUAACUUAGCAUCUAAUAAAAUAGAAACAAUCGAACAAGAUGCAUUCUUAUCAAAUCCAACAUUAAAAGCCAUUCGUUUAGAUGGAAAUAAGCUGACUGAUAUUCGAGGCGUAUUUAACAAAUUGAAUACCCUUGGCUGGCUCAACAUAUCGGACAAUAAACUAAUCUACUUUGAUUUUAGUUAUAUGCCAGAAAAUCUUGAAUGGUUGGAUAUUCAUAGCAAUAAUAUCACUAAAUUAGAAAACGAACACAAUGCACAACAAAACAUCCGAAUGCUUGACGUAAGCUACAAUGCGAUUGAAAAUAUCGAUGAAAGGUCGAUACCCGAAUCUAUUGAAAUACUUUUCUUAAAUAACAACAAGAUUCACACGAUUCAUCCAGGUACAUUCUUACAAAAAAGGAAGUUAGAAAAAGUUGUCGUGACAGAUAAUAAGCUGAGAACUGUUGAACUAUCAGCAUUUACUUUGCCUCAUAUACCAAAAAGUAGACUUUUGCCAACAUUCUUUAUUGGUAAUAAUCCUUUCAUUUGUAAUUGUCAUAUGAUUUGGUUACAGAAAAUUAAUUUAUGGAAUCACAUGAGACAAUAUCCUAGAUUUGUAGAUUUAGAGUCUGUAACAUGCGAAGUUGUAAACAACAAAUAUGGUGGUAAAUCUAAUUUAAUGGAUGUUCCAGAGUCACAGUUUCUAUGCUCAUAUGAAACUCAUUGUUCAUCUAGCUGUUUUUGUUGCGAUUUCGAAGCAUGCGAUUGCAAAAUGACAUGCCCAGAAGGUUGUUCUUGCUUUCAUGACAGUAAUUGGAAUUCAAAUGUGAUUGAUUGUUCUAACGUUGGGUAUACUGAUAUACCUGAAAAAAUACCCAUGGAUGCAACUGAAUUAUAUCUUGAUGGUAAUGAAUUCGGUUCUCUUGGCAGUCAUUUAUUUAUUGGUAAAAAGAAAUUGCAUAAGCUCUAUUUAAAUAAUAGUAAAAUAGAGACUAUUGAUAAUGACACAUUCAAUGGCCUUCAUGCAUUAAAUGUUCUCCAUCUUGAAAAUAAUCACAUAACUGAGCUAUAUGGUGGUGAAUUUUCACAAACAAGGCAUUUAAGAGAGUUAUAUUUGAAUGAUAACCUCCUAAUAAGUGUUGGAAACAAAACCUUUGAGCACUUGAAUUUUUUAAGAAUUAUUCAUUUACAAGGUAACAAGGUUAUUGAUCUUGACAAAAAAUUAGCCCACAUUAUACACCUCGAGAGCAUCAAUGUUGAAGGAAAUAUAUUUACGUGUACAUGUGAUAACGUGCUAUUGUUACAAAAUUGGUUUAAAAAACACUAUGAAGAUCCAGAUGAAAUGUUCUGUGCUGACGAAAGUGGACUUAUUUCUAACCUAACUGUGUUUGACGUUAUAGAUAAGUGUCGUGAUUCUACCGUGACAGACAAUACAAUUCCUACUGAGAAUCAACCGUACCAAUAUGAUGAAGUGAGCACUAUAAAACUAAAUUUUGUGCCACUUUUAGCUGUAGUUUUAAUUAGUGUAAUUCUAAUUCUGUUGUUUGGUGCCUUAGCAUUCUCAUUUAGACAAAAUGUACGCCUUUGGGCUCAUUCUAAAUAUGGUGUUAGAUUAUUUAAAAGUGCAUCUAUUCAAGAAAGUGAGCUUGAUCGAGAUAGGUUAUAUGAUGGAUAUGCUGUGUAUAGUCUGUUAGAUGAUGACUUUGUAUCUAAAGUAGUAGCCCCUGAAAUGGAACAUUCCGGUUACACAAUGUGUUUUCAUUAUAGAGAUUUACAACUAGCACCAGAAAAUUACUUAACAGACCAAAUAACUAAUGCUGCUGAAUCUUCCAAAAGAAUUUUAAUAUUUGUAUCAUUUAAUUUCUUACAAAAUGAAUGGUCAAAACUUUCAUUCAAAGAUGCGAUGAAACAUAUUAUAACAUCUAUUCACCCUUCAAUACGACGACACAGAGUUGUUUUCAUUUUAACAACUGACGUAAGUGCACUAAAUUUAGACAUAGAUUUUCAAAAUUAUUUAAAAUCAUGCAAUGUCCUAUUAUGGGGUGAAAAGAAGUUUUGGGAAAAAAUAAGGUUUGUUAUGCCAGAUAUUUCCAACUUACAAUGGAAUAAAGACACAAUAAAUUACAAUCAUGGCGUUUGUCCAAAUGCAAGGCGGCAUCCCUCUAGAUAUACAGCAUCUCCCACUGCCCCUGAGCAUUGGUAUAAAUACGAUGCCAUACCGCCACAAACACCAACCACUGCAAAUGUUGGUAUUAAUAUAGAAGAUGACACGUCAAUGUUAACAAAUACAACUUUGACGAGUCAGAUUCAAGAUGGUGAAAAUCUUCACCACAGUUAUAUUUCAAUAGACACUCAAAAUUAUGAACAACCAUACGGCGGUCGGCCUAGACCACCAAAUACGAUUCGUAAACAUACUGUAUCCCACUCCCCUUCAAUGCUUGAUGAGCAGGGUUACUUACAACCACGGUCAUCUGUACACGAGGGCUUGCCUCAAACCCAUUCAGCUCACAGAUGAUAAGACACUAUUUUUAUCUUUAAAGAUAUUUUAAUGGAACUUCACAUUCCAAGCACAUGUGUUGGCUGCUUUUUAAGUUGGCCAUGCCUUAUUGAUACGUGAUAAUUUUACAAAAGUGUUGAGUCAGAUUAUUUGGCCAAAAUGUAAAACAACUAAUUUGUUCCUUAGUAGUUAAAAAUGUAUUUGAAGAGACUGUUACUAAAAUGUAUAUUGUAAUUGAUGUAAAUUAAAGCCUUGAGUAUAAUGUAAAUUAUGUACUAUAAAUAUGAUAAUAAACAAUUUAUUGUUUAUCAUUAAGACUGAUGUAAUAUUUGUAAAAAAAGAAAAGAAUUGCCAGUAUCAUGACUAAAUGGGCAUGUUUAAAUAAGUAUUUUCGUAUAGUAUGUAUUAUCUCAUUGUUACCAAAUAUUUUGUAAGUAAUUAUUGUAUAAUUAUUAAUCCAUAAGUUAAGUAUUGUGUAGAUAUACUAGUCAUUAGUUAGGAAUUGACAGGUUGAAACUUCAGAUAGUUUUGACUAAAUGGUUUAUGAUACUUACGUUCUAUCAAGUAUAAUGUGUGCUUAAUAAUAAGUAUCAUUAACUAUAUGGCUAACAACAAUAAAUAUUAUUAUAAAUGUCGACUGUUAAAUAUAUUUAAUCAAAAUUAAAUGAGAAUAUAAAAAUUA
Messenger RNA from Galleria mellonella (greater wax moth), 4902 nucleotides. RefSeq names its product toll-like receptor 6. The transcript has a single exon. Gene Ontology annotation, molecular function: protein binding. Bases 210 to 4238 code for a protein of 1342 amino acids. The record is from RefSeq and is a predicted model, not a curated record. Lineage: Eukaryota; Metazoa; Arthropoda; Insecta; Lepidoptera; Pyralidae. Gene Ontology annotation, biological process: signal transduction.